CGGGUGCAGAGCGCGAGCACAGCCUAUAUUAGACCGCUAAUCAUUAACAUUGGCUGUAGACUGUAAAAGGAGCAACUGCAGUGGAUAUUAUUGGUAACCCCCCCCAAAAAACAGUAGUAGGCUUCUACACAACUUGGCCAAUCCAGUACAGCUACUCUUGCACAUGAGGGAGUAUGAGUCCACAGGUUCAAGAAUUAUUCCAUGAGGACGCACAGGGCUCCCAGAGUAAUGCUCAACCUUGGUGGAAGGUGCAGCUCUUCGUUUGGGAACCUGUUCUUUUCGGGACUUGGGAUGGAGUCUUCACCACCUGCAUGAUCAACAUUUUUGGGGUGGUACUCUUCUUGCGCACUGGCUGGCUUGUGGGUAACACAGGUGUGUUGCUUGGCAUGCUCCUGGUGUCACUGGUGGUGUUGGUUGCCUUGGUUACAGUGAUGUCAGGUAUUGGUGUGUGUGAGUGUUGCAGCGUGGGUAAUGGUGGUGUCUACUCCAUGAUGUCCACUGUGCUCGGAGGAAGGGUCGGAGGAACUGUGGGACUCCUGUAUGUGUUUGGACAGUGUGUAGCUGGAGCGCUGUACAUCACAGGAUUUGCGGAGUCCAUUGCGCAGGUGCUGAACUUACAGAGUGUAUGGGCAGUGAGGGGCAUCUCUGUGGCUGUUCUGCUGGGCUUGCUUGGGAUUAACCUGGCCGGGGUGAAAUGGAUCAUACGCCUUCAGUUGGUUCUGCUUGCCAUUUUAGCUCUGUCAACUCUGGAUUUUGUCAUCGGGACAUUUAGUCAUCUAGAUCCAGAGCAUGGAUUUGUUGGCUAUUCAGAGGAACUGCUGCAUAAGAACACUCUGCCAGACUACACAGCUGGCGAGACUUUCUUCACUGUGUUUGGUGUUUUCUUUCCUGCAGCGACAGGUGUGAUGGCGGGAUUCAAUAUGAGCUCUGAUCUUCAGAGGCCCGAGCACAAUAUCCCCGUGGGAACUUUCGCUGCAGUCUGCACCUCGUGGUUCCUGUAUUUGGUCUUUGUCUUCUUGCUGGGAGCCAUUUGCACCAGAGAGGCGCUGCGCUACGAUUUCUUAAUAGCGGAAAAGGUCUCCUUGGUUGGUUUCCUGUUUUUGCUGGGCCUCUACAUCUCCUCCCUGGCCUCCUGCAUGGGUGGCCUUUAUGGUGCACCCAGGAUCCUCCAGUGUAUCGCCCAAGAGAGAGUCAUCCCAGCUCUUGGAUUUCUUGGGAAAGGGCGAGGGGCCAAUAAGACCCCUGUGGCUGCCAUCUGUCUGACUAGCUUGCUCUCUAUGGCCUUCAUCUUCAUCGGCCAGGUGAAUGUGCUGGCUCCCAUCGUCACCAUCAACUUCAUGCUAACCUACAGCGUGAUUGACUACUGCUACUUCUGUGUUGUGAAAAGCCAUGAGCUGCAGGUCCAGCAAAGGAAGACAUUAAUCAGAAGGUCGAGCUCCAGGAGAAUGCUUAUGUCCACCACUCACCCACAUUACGGCAGCAGUGGAGCCAUCAGUGACCCCAUGAAUGGCACACUACUGGAGUUCACCAAAGACAUGGACCAGAUAUUUCCAUUGCCUAGCACAGACAGCGCUGAAGAACAGAGAGUGUCUAUUCCUACCUCCAAGGCCCGGGGCAGGAAGUCAAAGAUUCCAGCUAAAGAAACACUGAUGAACAGUUUUGGGUUGGACUUCAACAGCAAUGGACCAUUAGAUAAAGGGAAAGAUAAAAUGGAGCCAGAACAAACUGUUGGAUUAGACGAUGAUACCAGCAGCCAGAUAGGGCUGAUGGAGACUGACCCUACAACAGGAGCCAAGAGGAAACAAUCUUUGCCUAAUUCUGGCCCAGUUGAACUUCAACAGCUCCCGGUAGAGCUGAUAGACAGGAAUGGUUCAGAGCCAAAUCUUGAAGGAUCAGAAAUCAAAUCUAUCGAUGGUUCAGUGUAUGCAAAGUUUUGCAACCACUGGGUUUCAUUAAUUGGUGCAUUGUGCUCUUUUACAAUAAUGUUCGUCAUCCAAUGGAUGUAUGCCUUGAUUAACAUUACAGUCGCCCUUAUCCUCUUUCUCUACAUUGGAACAACAAGUCCAGGUUUGCCAACAGGUGCAGCUGCUCGUUUCAGCUUCUUUAGGUGGCUCAAGACCUCUCUGAGUAAUUUGGGCAGACGAGAUGGGGCCCUUCAGGACCAGAUUGUGGUGACACCCUCUUUGUCAGGUGUUGGCAUGGAGACCAAGCAGCUGACAGAGGAAAAUGCAGACUUUGCCCUCCGUGAUCGUUACCAUCACUCCUCCUUUAUCACCACCACAGACAAGAUGGUCCAUUCGCAGUCCAGCUGAAUGCAUUACAACUGUGACCUGCUAACCGACUUGACUCAACCAGUUCAAGCACAUGUGGAUAGAGUUCUGGCUGAAUUAUUUUGACUGAAUGAUUUAUGAUCACAACUAAGUAGCACUCAGGUACUUUUCUCAGGUAGUACUUGGAGGAUGGGACUGGUUAAAUUGUUUUACUGUAAAAUCUGAAGAAAAUUAUAAUGUUUGUAUGAAAAUAGGGAAUGAGCAACCAGAAUCAUACAUUGUGGUUCAUUAUGCCGUGUUUUACUCUGGUCAAGUCUGUAAUGUAAAAUUUGAGCAUGUGUUUGAGUAUAUUCAUAAACAAUGUGCAUAAGUUUUAAUAUGCAUCCAAAGCAUUUGAAUAUCAGGUUGUAUCACUAAAGUAAAUUUAGUCUUGGCCUCAGUGAGUUCAUAUACAUUACAUGCAUUAAUUUAUCCCAAAGGUUAUCAUCCUACACCCCUGAAUGCAUUCAGUUAUUGAAAUGUAAUGAUUACCUGCCAAAAAGUAGGGAACAUCUAGAUUUUUUUAAUUAGUUAGGACAUGUCCCCUGACUUUUAUUGCUAUGCUCCUGAGCAUGCACCCUAGAGUCUUUGUUGGAACUAGAAUCACACUACAUCUUUUGUAGGGUACAACAGGACUAAAAGCACACCUUAAAGAAAAUGUGCACUUUUACUGGUCACAAAGUGUAUCAAGAUAAAAAAAAAAUGCAUUUCUUUUUGUCGAAUA
Myxocyprinus asiaticus (Chinese sucker) is the source of this 3033-nucleotide messenger RNA. Its product is annotated as solute carrier family 12 member 8-like. The transcript is spliced from 15 exons. Gene Ontology annotation, biological process: potassium ion homeostasis; chloride ion homeostasis; potassium ion import across plasma membrane. NCBI's taxonomy places the organism in Eukaryota, Metazoa, Chordata, Actinopteri, Cypriniformes, Catostomidae. Bases 174 to 2312 code for a protein of 712 amino acids. Gene Ontology annotation, cellular component: membrane. The record is from RefSeq and is a predicted model, not a curated record. Gene Ontology annotation, molecular function: potassium:chloride symporter activity.